GUUAUUUGUUUACUACCAAAUGGAAAGAGAAAACUAAACGAUAAGUUGUCCCAUCUUCCCCUACCCUACUAUAUAGUUUUAACACAUUUUGCUUUUCCAAAAACCCUUUUGACGUUUUCUUUGUUUGAUAAUUGUCAAAUUUAAACGAUUAGUUCCAAUGGAGUGCGCCAGUAUACAGUAACUGUAGAUUACGGUCAAUUGUUUUUAUGUUAAUAUCGUGUUUUACUUUGGAAUUAGCGAUUAGAGAAAUAAAUAUAUGUGAUUAAAUGUCACUUUUUUGGAAGAACUUAUUUUUUCUCCCGGUUAUAAUUUGGUAUAAGAUGAAUGUAAGUAAUUUAUCCUCGCGUGGCGGGAGAACGACAGUCGUUGUAACACAGGUGUUCUGGUUCAUACACAUACAAUCAUACAUGCUUCUACAAAACAAUAUCCAGAUAUAAAGCAGCAUUAAAGCCAUACAGCUUAAACUGUGGCAAAAAAAUCACCGUUAAACAAGAACGUGAGAAAAAAAUGUUUCAGUUUUUUGGCCUAAAAAUAUCGAAAAUGGCAUAGUUUUUUUCCGGUGUUAAGCGAAUGUUUCCUCAUUUUAAACUCAAGUAUUACUGAAUAUAAUACAGACUGUUGUUACGCUAUACAGGUACUAGUGUAUUGACAAAACCAUGGCAGAAAACUUGUUUAUAAUUUUGUUAGUUCUGGCAAUUUCCCUGUUUUCAAGCGGGCAAGAUCUAAACUGUGUGGACACGCAAACUAACAGUUUUUGUGCCGCAAAGCAAACUGCUGGCUUUUGUAGUUUACAAUAUUAUCAAGAUCAAUAUUGUUCCAAAACAUGUAACCCAAGAUGUGCUACUGCUAGAGGUGACCCUCCCCCUUUGACGUCAUCAAACGUCACAAACUUGAUUAAUGACAUAAUAAAGAGCAGCUUUGGGAACGUAACUACAUUCAAGAGUAGUAUUAUGGCUUCUAUACUCGCUAUUCAAAAAUUGGUCGAUCAGAUUAAAUUACAGCUUCAACCUGUAGUGCGAGUCGAUUGUGUCACACAAGACAAAAACAUCUGGGCCGGAAAAUACCUCGCUUUGUGUCCGGCUAACUGCAAUAACCUGACCAUCGCAUCUUUAAAACUAUGGGGGUUUUUAGUUUACACUGGAGACUCACGAAUCUGCCAAGCGGCGAUACACAGUGGAAAUUUAAACGCAACGGGCGGUCUUGUAAAGAUAGAAAAAACAACAGGUGUUCAAAAAUAUUUCGGCAUUACUAGAAACGGUCUCACUAGUCGUUCAAGUACUUUCUACCCAUCUUCCUUCCAAGUCAAGCCAGCAGUUUGACGUCAUUAGUUGUAAACCAAGCUACAAAUUACGAAAAAUUUGAAGAAAAUAACGAUAUUACACGCAUUUGUUAAAAUUUGGUUAACUUAAAUGAUUGCCAAAUUUUUGGCAUCAUAUACGUCAAAAAUAAAACAUUAAGGUGCUAUAAAUGAUAUGCCGUGUUCUUGUACCUAUGUCACUUAUACCAGCUCUAUUCUACUUGUAUAUUUAUCAUUGAAUAUAAUGGUGGAUAUUUAUUAAACAUGAUUACUG
Messenger RNA from Ciona intestinalis (vase tunicate), 1571 nucleotides. NCBI's taxonomy places the organism in Eukaryota, Metazoa, Chordata, Ascidiacea, Phlebobranchia, Cionidae. The record is from RefSeq and is a predicted model, not a curated record.